UUCGGUUUCAUUUUCGAGAGUAAACCAUGAUCUUCUGCCGGCUACUCUUCGUAUACUCUUUGGCUUGCUUUAUGGAUACGGAUUUUGUUAGUGAUUAUUUGUUUAUUACUUGGAUUUUGGGGAAUUUUGAAAUUGUAGAGAUACAGUUGGAGAACUUAUGGCUUCUGAUUAAGUUCAAUCUCAUUACUGUUCUUCGAUUAUGUCUGUGGUCUAACGAUGCUUGCUGUUUACUGAAGUGAAGUUUGAUGAUGGUGCCAUGUUUUAGCUAUUUGAGAAUCUGCAUAUCCUUGGCUUAGUUAACUCUUCUUCACAUGUUUGAACACACACACACUGGUUAUUAUGCCAUUUAAAGAUUCUAGCUAUAUUGUCAGAUAAUUAGAUAAAGACAUCAAUGGAGAUUUUAUCACUGUGACAGACUGUAAGGAAUUAAAAGUCUACUUCUGCUCAUAUCUAAAGUCGUAGAAAUUCAACUGUCUUUUACCCUUUCUUGGUGUAGGGAUGCACUUAGUUUCUUGAAAUGCACAUUUUUUCUAAAUAAAAUAAGGAACUUACUAAAUGACUGGAACUAGCUAUUGCCAUAUUAAUUAUAUUACUGUUUAGCUGAUCCAAAAUAAAGACUUGAAAUAAUGCUAUGAUGUGAAAGUACAGCUACAACAUUUGAGUUUUUGGUCUGCAAAUAAGAUUUCUCAACUACCAAAUUUAUUCACAUUUAAUCAUACCUAUAAACCUCAAAUAUUAAUGACAAUGGCCACACUUAAGCCAUUCUGUAAAUGUUCUAGCUAUUCCUAUAGUAAAACAAAAGGGAUGAAAGUAAGGCCUCAACCUGAUUAUGGUUUCAAUAAGAAAAUAGAAGAGUAUUGUAAGAUUCAAAUGCAUAGAGUCUGAUGGGAGGUAUCGAAGAGGAAAAAUUCUUCGAUUCCCACCCUUGGUUGGAGUCUGACUGCGAAGACGAUUUCUUAAGCAUUAAUGGUGAUUUUACCCCAUCUGCUGGAACCACUCCUAUUCAUCCCCAAAAUCCCUCGGCGCCACCCGAUCAGUCCCCUCAUUCAACAGACAAUAACAAGAGACUACUCUCCGAGCUGUUCCAAGAGAGCUCAAGAAAUCACCCGUACAUUACAGAAGGGGAAAAUGCAUCAUCAAGAGAAGAAACUACGUCCGAAGCAACGGCUAUCAGCCUCGCCUCUCACAUACUCAAAAGCCGGAGUUGUUCAAACUUAGAGAUCAAUAACAGAACAACAACUUCUACUCCUAAUGAUCGUAGUAGCAAUGGAGCUGCGAAAGCAGGCGAUAAGACAGGGAUGUCUGUGCAGUGCUGCCUCCCGAGGAUGAUGACUUCGAGCCGUAGCUUCAGCGAACGUAAAAAGAAGUCAAGCCCCGCACGCAGCAGCAGAGUCGCGGGAUGAUGAACGCCGGCCGUCCUUGGAAAUUUUGGUACCGAUUAGCCUUGGCAUAUAUGAUGAUAUACUUAUUAUUUGUUUCCCUUUUAUCCUUUUAAUGUACAUUUCAUACUGCAUAGUAUUUGGUAGCUGUCCUGUAACUGGAAAAUCAACAGACAUUAUGUCAUUCAAAGCUGUUUGUUAUAAAACGAUACAAGAACCUUAA
Messenger RNA from Andrographis paniculata, 1602 nucleotides. RefSeq lists its product as uncharacterized. Bases 885 to 1403 code for a protein of 172 amino acids. The transcript is spliced from 3 exons. Lineage: Eukaryota; Viridiplantae; Streptophyta; Magnoliopsida; Lamiales; Acanthaceae. The record is from RefSeq and is a predicted model, not a curated record.